Mytilus californianus (California mussel) is the source of this 834-nucleotide messenger RNA. Its product is annotated as snaclec clone 2100755-like. The transcript has 5 exons. The record is from RefSeq and is a predicted model, not a curated record. Lineage: Eukaryota; Metazoa; Mollusca; Bivalvia; Mytilida; Mytilidae. The coding region runs from base 29 to 763 and encodes 244 amino acids.
UGUCUGUAACUAUUGAUUUCGUUUAGUUAUGGAAUUUUCUUUGAUCGCAUGGGUUGUUUUAUUGAGAUCCGUCAUAUUGGUUGUAGGUAUAAACUAUACACCUGAUGGUUGUGAAGAAGGUUGGUUGUACUAUAACCAGAUGUGUUAUUUAUACAGCGAUCAUCCAGUCGAUGCUAUUGUCGCCAAGGAGAUAUGUAGUUCGUACAAGGAUUCGGUCUUGGCCAGUGUAUGGAAUGAUGAAGAAACGAGUUUUAUAACGACCACAUUACUUCCGCCUUUCACAAAGAAUCUUGUAUGGAUAGGACUUAUACCAAAACCAAACAAGGACCAAGGAUGGAUUUGGUUAGAUGGAUCCAUGUCAGACAUAGACGAGAAUGGAAAUGCACCAGAAUCCAAUCAAGAUAUAUGUGGAGCUCUGAAUGCAGAUGGAAUUAUUGUCUUCAAAGAGUGCUGGGAAAGGCUUCCGGGGUUCAUUUGUAAGAGUUCUUUAGCAAUGGCUUACAUCGAAAGUGAUCUGUUUAACAAGUCAGCUGUGAACAAAGAGGAACCACCUACGCUGUUGUUUGAAAGAAUUUGGCCACCUAAACAGCAGGAUUUGUCGCAGUACGUCAAACACAUCGCCCAUACGAAAGCUGUAUCUCACGAGACUGACUGCGCGUUCUACUGCUCUCACGUGACUGGCUGUAAAGCUUUCAUCAUCCAGUGUGCUAUGGCAUGGAAAUGUAAUCAGUACAACUGUGAUCUUUACCAACCAAAAUUCUGAAUGAUCUGUGCUGUUGAUAAGUUGAUAUUCCGUCCAACUGUAUGCUGACUUUACAACUUUUCUUGUCACAA